AUGAACCACUACACCAAGAAAGCCAUUGUUAUCAAAACAACUAUAGCAAUGGCUCCCAAAUUCUCCUAUCUUCUUACAACCUUCCUCCUCCUACUCUUUUCAAUCCAGCUCUUUAUAGCUCAGUCUGAAGAUCAUGAAGGGAAAACACUCAAAUUUCUUCAAAGUCUAAAGGAAGUCAUAAAGGGCCAAAAUGUUGUUGGCCUUAAUAAGGUCAAGAAGCACCUUAGGAAAUUUGGAUACUACCCAAGUGAUGAUACCAAUAAUCUAACUGACGAUUUCGAUGACCAUUUGGAGUCUGCACUCAAAACUUACCAAAAAUUUUAUCAGCUACAGGUCACUGGGAAUCUUGAUUCUGCUACAAUCAAGAAUAUGAUGAUCCCACGAUGUGGAGUACCUGAUAUCACCAAUCUCACAUCCUCAUCAAAACCAACCAGCAGCAGCCACCACAAGUCGAAAAUGUUCCACAUGGUUUCACACUAUGAUUUUCCCGAGGGAACCCCAAGAUGGCCAUCUUCUGAGUAUCAACUCACCUACACGUUUCGUUCUGGAGUUCAAAGCCCAAAUGAGGAAGACAUGAGGUCUGCUUGCUCCCAAGCUUUUCAGAGAUGGGCAAGUGUUUCCCAGUUCUCGUUUCAGGAAGCAACUGCAGGUUCCAGAGCAGAUAUUGUAAUCGGUUUUUAUAGAGGUGAUCACGGAGAUGAAGACCCUUUUGAUGGGCCUGGAAUGGUGCUGGCUCAUUCAUUUCCUCCCCAAGAUGGAAGAUUCCAUUAUGAUGCAGACGAGGAUUGGAGCAGUAAUCCCAACAUGAACCAAAUGGACUUGGAAUCUGUGGCAGUUCAUGAAAUUGGUCAUCUGCUUGGGCUUGCACACAGUCAGGAUUCAAAUGCCAUUAUGUACGCAACAAUUCCACCAGGGAUUAUAAAAAGGGAACUCACACAAGAUGAUAUUGACGGCAUACAUGCUCUCUACCGUAAUUAAUCAAGCAAAAAACUAUGUUUGCAUGGAAUAAUCAAAGAGCAAUUCAUGUGUUCAUGUUUAAUUACCAAAUAUGAACGGAUCUUAAUCGAUAUGUAAUGGAUAUUAUUGUACUUUUCGUUGUUCAAUGUCUGCUAUUCCACAAAGUAGCCUUUCUUUUUAUGAAUAACUAGUCGUUUUGCUAA
Hevea brasiliensis (rubber tree) is the source of this 1160-nucleotide messenger RNA. Its product is annotated as metalloendoproteinase 1. Gene Ontology annotation, molecular function: metalloendopeptidase activity; zinc ion binding. NCBI's taxonomy places the organism in Eukaryota, Viridiplantae, Streptophyta, Magnoliopsida, Malpighiales, Euphorbiaceae. Gene Ontology annotation, biological process: collagen catabolic process; proteolysis; extracellular matrix organization. Gene Ontology annotation, cellular component: extracellular matrix. The record is from RefSeq and is a predicted model, not a curated record.